Molecule: messenger RNA, 3672 nt
Organism: Homarus americanus (American lobster)
Lineage: Eukaryota; Metazoa; Arthropoda; Malacostraca; Decapoda; Nephropidae
Product: NADPH oxidase 4-like
Exons: 15
Coding region: 26-2917 (963 amino acids)
Biological process (GO): superoxide anion generation; defense response
Cellular component (GO): plasma membrane; NADPH oxidase complex
Molecular function (GO): superoxide-generating NAD(P)H oxidase activity
Source: RefSeq, a predicted model, not a curated record
UGUUAAUGACGUUGUUGUGUUGCAGAUGGCGUGGACGGCGGCGUGUAGUGGCGUGUUCUACGGUGAUUACAUGAAGUACAAGAGGGAGCCCCAGUACUUCUACACCCGCAGGAUGUUGGGGGUGGGACUGUGUGUAUCGAGGGGGUCAGCUGCGGUGUUGAAUCUCUCUUGUUGUAUGCUGGUGAUGCCCAUGUGCCGUGCCCUCACCACCGCCCUCACCUCCGCCCUGGCCACCGUCACCCACCGCAACCCUCACCGCCGCCCGCCCGCCCUCCCAGCCGCCCUUGCCGCCCCCGCCACUCACGCUGCCAAGAGCACUCAUCUGUUGGUUGCUGCGACGUUGGUGAUCAGUACAGUGGUACACACGGGUGCCCAUAUCUCCAACGCCGUUAACUUCUCACGCCACUACAGCAGCCUCUACCCUGACCUAAACGUAGCCACUUACAGAGGCGAGAGUCCAUUGUGGAUCUUCGUGACAACAGUUCCAGGUGUAACAGGGGUGUUGAUGAUAGUGGUGCUGGCUGUGUUAGUGGUCACAUCUACUCGCUGGGCCAGACGGAGGAACUACGACAUCUUCUUUUACACGCACCACCUUGGUCUGCUCUUCCUCCUACUCCUCAUUAUUCAUCCAAUCACUGGUGUUCUGAAGGAGCAGAAGAAUCUCCACGGUCACAUCCCGGGGUGUCAGGUGUAUGCAGACUCACACACUAACCAGGAAGGGUCUCCCGGGGUGGGCUCAGUGAGGGGUCAAGUAUCCCCGGACAGCAAGUUGACCAUCCCUGAGCACUUGGAGCACAACAGUCAGAAAACAGCUGUCCACUCAGAGACUACCUACCUUGAACCUGAUUCAGAUUAUGGCUUUCCUGAACCUGAUUCUGAUUAUGGCUUUCCUGAACCUGAUUCAGAUUAUGGCUUUCCUGAACAUGAUUCAGAUUAUGGCUUUCCUGAACCUGACUCGGACUAUGGCUUUCCCGAACCUGAUUCAGAUUAUGGCUUUUCUGAACCUGACUCGGACUAUGGCUUUCCUGAACCUGACUCGGACAAUGGCUUCCCCGAAUCAGAUUCAGAAUAUGGCUUCCCUGAACCUGACUCAGACUAUGGCUUCACUCAAUCAGAUUCAGACUAUGGCUUCCUAGAACAUCAUGAAAAUUAUGUUCCUCGUGAAUCUGAUUCCAGUUUUAGCCUCUCAGGACCUAAAGUUAAUCGUCAUUACUCAAUGAACAAAGAGGUCUCAGAGGCAGUAGAUGGUAGUGAAGCAGGUCAUGAGGGAGUAAAGAGAUCACUUGGCUGGAAAAAGCGAAGGAAUUGUCUAAAAGCACCAGUAUUUGGCUCUAUCACCUCUCAGACUUGGGUGUGGGUUAUGGUAGCACUGACAGUGUGGGGAGCAGACUGGGCUGUGAGGUGUUGGCGGCGGCGUGAGAGCGUGGAGGUGGUGGGCGUGACGUACCACCCCUGUGAUGUGGUGCAGCUCACCCUCAGACAGUGUGGCUUCUCCUGCACUCCUGGCCAGUAUGUACUGGUGCAGUGCCCGACAGUGUCAAGGUUUGAGUGGCAUCCAUUCACUGUGACCUCCCCACCAAUCCAGCACUCGCCUGAUACAUUUACUAUCUUUAUGCGGGUUAGAGGGGACUGGAGUGGCCGUGUGGCAGCUCUCCUACGCUCUGACGGAGAGUCGAGUCCUCUGUCACAAGCUGUUCACUGGCCAGUCAAUGACUCAUUAUGCCCUGAAUCAACAAUACACUCUAGUCAAGGAACGCUAUCUAGUCCACUUAUACAAUCUAGUCCACUAUCAUACUACCACUCCACCUCACGUGCUUCCAUCGCUCCCCACCGUCAUCUCUGUACAAAUCCAGUGUUUGUUCAUCCCUCUCAGUGUGCACCCACAUACUCAAGCAUGCCUACUGUAGAGGAAUUCAAAGCUUGUUCAUUUUCAUCCAUUGAUUGUAACAUUAAAAGAAAUAAUUAUUUAGAAAGAAAAUCUAUAUCAACUACAUCAACUUCAGAGUCUAAUGGUCACUCUGACUAUAACAAAGUGAACUUAAGUUCCUCUAACUCACAUUUACCUCUUCUGAGAACUAGUCAACAUUCACUAAUGGUGCAGUCAAGGAGGCUACAUCCAUACUCAAAAAACUCCCAUCUUCAGCAUAAUAGAUAUUCUAAAUAUUUAAAAUCACAUCCUCAUUGUUUAAGUUUAGAUGUACAUUCUGAACCAUCAACACAUCAUGCAUUAAACACACACUUAAGUAAUUCACAACCUGUCACUCACACAAGUUCAUUUAUAAACACAAACUCUGACUCGGGCACAAAAGGGUCAUUUCAAAGUGAAUGUCAAGGUUCAGCUGCGGACAAAACACACCAUAUCAUCCAAGUGACGACACCAUCAUACGUAAGGCUGCGUGUAGAUGGACCCUUCAGUUCCCCGAGUGAAGACAUGUUACGGUAUCCUGUGGUGGUGGGAGCUGCUGGUGGUGUGGGCAUUACCCCUCUAGCUGCCACCCUCUCUCACAUCUUGUGGUGUGAGUCCCUGUUGCCUGAGCGAGUGCAUGUAAUUUGGGUUGUGAGAGACGCCCGACUCUUGCUAGCCCUGGCUCCCUUACUCUCUAGUCUUCUCCUCCGCUGCUGGGAUGCCCACACAGAGGACCGCCUUGAACUUCGCCUCCAUGUUACCACUCCCACGUCCUCAGAGUUUUUAAAAGAACUGUUUGCUGAGGAACACCCAGGCUUGCUACCCCGGAUCACCCAAGGUCGGCCAGUUUGGAAGCAUCUGUUCCGAGAGUGGCAGCAGGCCUAUGUAGGGAACAAGGUUGGAGUGUUUGCAUGUGGACCAGCAAGAAUGUGUCGCCAAGUGAAGAAGCAUUGCCUAUUUUCCAUCUCCAGGGGAGCACCAUUUCAGUAUCACCAGGAAUCAUUUUCUUGAGAAUAGUGAAAAAUCAAGUGACUAAGGUAUCCAGGUGUGAUCUUGAGGAAAUGAUUGCCAUAAAAAAAUGAAAAUGAAUGUACAGCUCCAUUCAGAAGUUGGUUAUACACCAGUGGUGAAGGAUGCAUUGCCUGUUGCACCCUUCAUAGACAUCAGAUCAUUACACCAACCCUCUCACCAACACACCAAAUGGAACUAAUAAUGGAACAGUCUGAUUCCAAUGAAGACUCAAAAGGAUAUGAAUAUCUGCCAGUGUUAGUGCUGAUGGAUGAUGAAUAUCCUGCUUACAAGAAUAAAACAUUGGUAAUAGAAGUAUUUAUUUCAAUAUCAAAAUACAAUGGGGGGAAAUAGGCUUUGAAUAAAUACUUUACAAAAUAGUUGAACACUGUUUAUAAUUAUGAACAGUGUUCAACCAUUGUUAAAUUUAAUCAAAGCCUAUUUCCUCACUACAUAUUCUGAUAUUGAAAUAGGUACUCCUAUUACCAAUGUUUUAUUCUUGUAAGAAGGAUAUUACAUCAUCAUCCAACAGCACUAACGCUGGCUGACAUUCAUAUCCUUUUGAGGAGUCUGUGUUCAAAUCAGACUGAUCCGACGUCUAUGAAGUGGUGCAACAGGAAAUGCGUCCUUCACCUCAGGUGUAUAACCAACUAACUUCUGAAAGGAGCUGUACAACAUUACUGUAAUCUGCCCUAAAGGGCUUACAAAAGUAUAUGUAAAUUAUUUAUUGUACAUAUAAAUAAAGGUCACAAUAUAAA